AUGUCGAGCCACUCAGCAGGCGACUCUGCCAACGGCGCGGGCGGCUCAGGCACCACCGCAGGCGAUGCGGUCGCAUCGGCCUCGCCGUCGUCGCUCAACUACGUCCCCUACCAGCGCAGAUCCCACGCUCGCAACGCUUCCACCCUCUCCCAGGUCAGCGUCUCGUCGGCGCCAAGAUCAGAAGCUCCCAAAGCAACCGGCACUUCUGGCACAUCUCCUGCCGCUGUUCCACCUGUCGCCGCGCCCGCAGCAUCCUCAUCACCUGGGCCGCAGAACUCGACCAGCAUAGCGAGACUUGGCACCAUGGCAGCACCGACUCCGCCAGCGAGCCAUACAGGCGGCUCGCAGCAGCAUUCUUCGAUACCCCCUCGCGGCUUGCCAGUAUCACCGGUGCCCAGCGGCCCUCGUUCGUCGAACCCUGCGCCGCCACUCGUCCGCAUCGGAUCAGGCGCGGCCGCACGCAACCUUCCCGCCCCUCCUCCGCUGCGCAGCGCCUCGGCCCUGCGCAAGGAGACUCCAGCAUCGCCCGACUCCCCGGCCGCAUCCUCCAAAGUCGCCGGGAAACAGCCGGAGAAACCUUCGCUCCCACGCCAGCCCAGCGCGGGGACAAUCGCCCUCGGCCAAAGAAGAAGCAGCAAUGCGUCCUCGGCUCCCAGCCCCGUCGACGUCGGUCAGCGGCAAUCACCUGCCAGCCAUGGGCGGUCGCCGUCCAGCGCCAUGCUGAACUCUCCCAAGCCCGACCGAGAUCCGCGCCUCAGCCAUGCGCGCUUGGCGGGACCGCGCGCAUCGACCAACCUGGAGACCAGCAGCGCCGGGUCAUCGAGGUCCAGCCCGCUCAACAGCGGCGCCGCCACGCCGCGGCUUGGCUCCGGCAACAUCAGCGUGCCCGCGCACGUUCACUCGUAUGCAGCCCUGCUCGCUGCGCAGUCUAAGCUCGGACCCAUACCCGUCCCACAGGGUGUGGCCAUCGCCAACGUGGUGGGCCAGCAUCAGCAGCAGAACGGCGAGGGCGGCCAAGGUGGCGCGAACGGCUUCAACCGCCUCGCCAACGGACGGUCUACUGCCUACCGUCCCGGUUUCCAGCCAAGGGGGGCGUAUAGAGUGAGAACCGACGAGUUUGUCGAGGCCAGGCGCAAGAGGCGCAGCGAGGGCGAAAUGGAGCAGCAGCGGAUGGAGCGGCGAUUGGCGAAACUCAUCACGAUACACUUUGCGCCGCAAGAGGUCGACGAGCACGGCGAAAAGGGGCCCGCACUGCCGAGGCUCGACUUUGACCUGGGCGAGCUCCGGCGGGAUCCAGGGUCCGUGCUGAAGCGGGGAGGCUCUGACCUCUGGAGCUCGCUGAGGGCGCGCACCCGGGGCGAGGACCUCGUCAAGCGAGCGGCCGAGCAGAGCAUUGUCAACUGGCAGGACGAUGCCGAGGUCAAGGCGUGUCCCAUCUGCAGCACGGCCUUUAGCUUGACGGUGCGCAAGCACCACUGCCGCCUCUGCGGCCGCGUCGUCUGCGCUUCGCCGCACCUGUCUCGGCCGGCGUGGCCCGAAGCGGUGGGAGCGCCGGGCGAUGCGACCCAGCCGAUGCCGUUGGUAGAGCAGCGCAAGCAGCUCGAGAGGAAGUGCUCGUCGCUCAUCGUCGCGGAUCCGGUGACGGGCAAGAUUGAGGACGCGAGGGACGCCGCCGGCCUGGCGAAAGGCGCCGCCGACGGCAAGGCAGACCGCGCUGCGAGCGAAAAGGGCGUCCGCAUCUGCCGCGACUGCAAGGAUGUGAUCCGGAAGCGGCAGUACAUGAUCGACGAUGGGACGGUGCCGGCCUACCUCAAGUUAUACGAGGCGUUGAUGCAAGUGCAGAAGGACAUCGAAGAGUCGCUGCCCGAGUUUCAAGAGAUGGUGCUGGGCCUGCAAAAGCACGACCAUACCGCGGCGCUCGGAUCGUCGGCCAAGGCCAACAUUGAGCUGCAGCGGGAUGCGGCACAGGCGCGCAAGCAGCUGCUGGCCAACUUUGCCACCUACGACGAGCUGGCCAAGCGGAUCCGCAAGCUGCCCGCCCCUGCGUCCGAGGGUGGUGGCGGCAGUAGCGAUGCGGCGCAGGAGAGGGUCCAGCAGGCCAUCUGGACCAAGGCCAACCUGUUCCUCCAGCAGAAUAUGCUCCCUCUUCGAAGCCUGCCCAAGCCCGGUUCCAAGAAGCCCAGUUCGACGGCAGGGUCCGAUGAGGGCGCCGAGGCCAAGACCAAGGCCAAGAGGCCGACGGGCGGCCCGCCUCGGCGCGGAAACCAGGCCCGAGGCGGCUCGGUGAGCUCGAUGGCCUCGUUCCAAACCUGGCUGGGCGGCAAGGGGCGGCAGAGCAACGGUGGUGGUGGCGAGGCCAUGACGCUGGCCGAGGCGUCGCGCUUGCAGGCCGACGAACGAUUCGACGAGGGCGACGACGACGACGACGACGACUACGGCGGAGACGACGACGAUGGACCGGUGGAUGUGGCUGCGCUCGAGGAGCAGCUGGGGGUGCUGCUGGAGCAGGAGCGGCUCGUGUCGGGCUACGUCGAGAGCGCCAGCCGCGCGCGCAAGUUUGACGACGCGCGCACGCUCAAGGCGAGCCACGACGACCUGUGCCGCGAGAUCUUGCGCAUGCAGAGGAAGCUCGUCGUCAAGGGCCAGGGAAGGGCCGGUGCGGCGGCGGCGUCAGCGUCGGCGGCAGGGUAG
Pseudozyma flocculosa PF-1 is the source of this 2691-nucleotide messenger RNA. RefSeq lists its product as uncharacterized. The transcript has 6 exons. Bases 1 to 2691 code for a protein of 896 amino acids. NCBI's taxonomy places the organism in Eukaryota, Fungi, Basidiomycota, Ustilaginomycetes, Ustilaginales, Ustilaginaceae. Gene Ontology annotation, molecular function: metal ion binding. The record is from RefSeq and is a predicted model, not a curated record.